Mugil cephalus (flathead mullet) is the source of this 2410-nucleotide messenger RNA. It is a transcript of the gene maneal, whose product is annotated as mannosidase endo-alpha like. Gene Ontology annotation, cellular component: Golgi apparatus. The record is from RefSeq and is a predicted model, not a curated record. Lineage: Eukaryota; Metazoa; Chordata; Actinopteri; Mugiliformes; Mugilidae. The coding region runs from base 672 to 2000 and encodes 442 amino acids. The transcript is spliced from 4 exons. Gene Ontology annotation, molecular function: alpha-mannosidase activity.
AUCGCCCCUCAUACAUCUUCCGGUCGGGGUUAAUCCCACCUCUCCGCUGCUUCCACAACAGAAACAAAUGUUCCAUUAUCUCUUCUAACAUGGACGUCCAGUAAAAAAAAAUAAAUAAAGAAAACGGGCCGUGUUUCACACAGGCAGGACCGAACCUUCCAAGAAUGCGGUCUCUGAGACGUAAAGCCGCCGCAACAGCUCGACGGAGAAGAGAGAGGCAGCAACGACAGGAGGAAAUACAAAGGUAACCAGACUUGGCUCGGCGGACUGAUCUCUGUUUUCAGACAAGACACGAGUUGCUCGAUUAAAUCGAUUUUUUCCCCUCCACUUUUCUCUUGGAGAUCAUAGGGUUUGAUUUUGUUUUAUUAUUUCUUUAUUUUUUAAAAAAGGAAAAAGCGUCGUGGCCGUGAAGAAAUCGAACAGCGUUUUAGUGCAAAAUGUCCCCGGGUCCUGAUUAUGGAAGUGAGACGAGACGGUUUCGGUUAUCGUGCGUUUUACGUGCUCCAUUAUGCACGACUGAGCGCUCUUCUUCUUCUUUUACCUGCUCGACGCCAGUCCGUGUAGCGAAGCCGAUGGCUGCGUUCAUGUAGCUGGCGUUAAGAGGGACCGUCACUCCCCUGCUGCCUCCUGGACCGGCUGUUCUUCCUGCGGCAGCACCACGGACAGCGACAAUGACUCGGCUGCGCAGAAAAGCUCUGGUUGCGCUUUUCCUCUUCACCCUCUUCAUUUUCGGGACCAUGAUGGGUCUGAGGACGCUGAAGCCCAGCGACGGCUUCUCGGACCUGGCCCCCGGCAUGGACUUCAUCGGGGAGAGACACGAGAGGAAACGGCUCGACGAGAGGGACGUGGUGGUGUCGCCGGGCCAGUCCCACAUGGGCAGCAGCGACACCAAGGUGGUCUUCACCAAAUCGGACCGAGACUACAGCAUAUUCUACGACGUGCACAUCUUCUACUACCUGUGGUACGGCUCCCCGAGCGUGGACAACAAGUACAUCCACUGGGACCAUGUGCUGGUGCCGCACUGGGACCCCAAGAUUGCGGCCAGCCACGCUCAAGGGAGGCACACGCCACCGGAAGACAUCGCCUCGAGCUUCUACCCUGAGCUCGGACCCUACAGCUCCAGGGACCCGAAGGUGCUGGAGUCACACAUGGCCCAGAUAGAAGCUGCUGCAGCGGGGGUGCUGGUGUUGUCGUGGUAUCCUCCCGGAGAGGCGGACGACCACGGAGAGCCCACAGAGGACCUGGUUCCUGCAGUCAUGGACGCCGCCCACAGGCACAGCAUCAAGGUGGCCUUUCACAUACAGCCAUACAAGGGCCGGACGGACCAGAGCAUGCAUGACAACAUCAAAUAUAUUAUUGACAAAUACGGAAAACACGGCGCCUUCUACAGAUUCAGGUCAAGCACAGGACGGGUCCUCCCACUGUUUUAUGUAUAUGACUCCUACCUGACGCCAGCUGAGUCCUGGGCAGAGCUCCUGACAGCGAAAGGCUCCCACAGUGUCCGAGGCACGCCUUACGAUGGGAUUUUCGUUGCCCUCAUUGUUGAGGAGCGCCACAAACAUGACAUCCUCGCCAGCGGCUUCGACGGCAUAUACACCUACUUCGCCUCCAACGGCUUUUCCUUCGGCUCGUCCCACCAGAACUGGAAAGCCAUCAAGGCCUUCUGUGACGCAAACAACCUGAUCUUUAUUCCCAGCGUCGGCCCAGGCUACGUUGACACGGCCGUUCGACCGUGGAACAACCACAACACCAGGAACAGGGUCAAUGGACGUUACUACGAGACGUCCCUGCAGGCAGCUCUGUCUGUCAGACCAGAAAUCGUCACCAUCACAUCCUUCAAUCAAUGGCACGAGGGCACACAGAUAGAGAGGGCUGUACCCAAGAAAACUGUGACUCGCUUGUAUCUAGACUAUCAGCCCAACCAACCAGGCCACUACCUGGAGAUUACACGGCAAUGGGCAGAGAACUUCAACAAGGAGAAGGACAAAUGGCUGAUGUGAACAUGGCUCUAGUUGUCUGCUAGAAUUAAAUGGCACCAAGCUCUCAGCGCUCACUGUUGCAAGCACCUUUAUGUUCAUCCACUUACCUGUUUUUAUUCUGCUCUGAUCACUCCUGAUGACACGUUUUUCCUAAAUGUUCACUCUGUCCUCACUGGUUUGAUUCACUAACACUUUUUUGUAGGUUAAUAACAUCACUGGAAGGAUGAACCAAUAAGGUCACAAUGACAGACGGAUAAUCGUUGUUCCCUAAAAGCAGCUCCGCUCACUAUCUGUUUGCGACAUCACAAAGUGUGGCUAUGUACAAUGACACUGCCUUGUAGGGUUGUGUUGUUUUCUUAUUUUCUUAUGAUGAAGACUGUUCUUUCCUGUAUUUCCUUGGUGACAAAUUAAACGUACGUGUGUUUACUGUU